AGAGACAGGGUAAAGAGGGAAAGCGAUCGAACAAAAGCCCUAAAGACAAAAUCAAUUCCUCAAGCAGUCUUCCUCUUGGAAUUCCUCCUUUGGUAAAAUAAAACAUACUAAUAGAGUCGUAGUAAAUUGUUUUUUUUUAAAUAAAUUUAAAAUUUAUUCUUCGGUGGAUCGAACCUGCAAGUGUAAGCGGUCGAAUCUAAAAGAAAAUGGAGGAUGAGAAGAAGAAGAAGAGAAAAAACAAAAAGAAAAACAAGCAGACCAAAACCACAGAAGAAGAUGUAGAUCAGAAUAAUCAUGUCGGCAAUUGCCAGAACGGCGACGUCCCCGGUAAUGUUGAGGUGGAUCUGGAUACGCAUCAGCCUAAUGGCUCUCUUGCCAACACUGUGGAAGAGAUGAUUAGAGAAUUACAAAAAGAGAAUGAAUCGCAUGUACAGAAAGAGGCUACUUUGCAAGAGACAAUCAAACGCUUACAAAAUGAAAAUGAAUCACACGUACAGAAAGAGGCUACCUUAGAAGAGGCAAUCAAGCAGUUAAGAAAUGAGUUUGAUUCACACUUAAAGAAAGAGGUUUCCUUAGAAGAGACAAUCCUGAAAUUACAGUAUGGAAAUGAUUCACAGCUACGGAAAGAGGCUUCCUUAGAGGAGACAAUCCGCCAAUUGCAAUAUGAAAAUGAAUCAAAUAUGCAGAAAGUGGCUGGUUUAGAGAUGAAUAUCGUAGAAUUACAGACUGAAAAAAAAUUCUGGCUUCAAGAAAAGGCCAGCUUGGACGAAAAAAUUAGUCAGUUACUGGAGGAAAAAGCAGCUCUGGGUCUGAAAGGGGCAAACUUGGAGGAAAAGAUUAAACAGCUAGAGAAAGAGAAAGAGUCUUGGAUUCUGACAGAGAAUUCCACCAAAGAAGCAAUUUCUAGCCUGAAUCGUGAUAUUACGAGACUAAAAAUGCAGGUGGUUGAGUUGGAAGAAUCCAGGAGCAAGCUUUCACAAGAAAAUCAGCAGCUCAAAGAAAAUGUAUCUGGCCUGCAGUUAAAUGAACAAAAUUUUGAGAGGAACUUGACCUCUGGUCCCUCAUCAGAUGAAGUUAAUAAGCAAGCUUUUGUGAAUGAGGAUCUGAACUCUCAGAUUGAAGCAGCAAGUGCUCUGGUUGGCAAACUGAUCACAGAGAAUGCAGAGCUUGUUGAGAAGGUGAAUGAGUUGUAUGUUGAGCUUGAGCGACAAAGUAUGGCAGCAGGACUUUCUUCAGCCAUGGGAAGUGUUCCGAUUGCUAAAGUUGAUGAAACUGCCAGUUUGUCUUAUUCUAUACCUGAACCGAUUGAGAAUGGUUCUAUGUUGGCUCCAAAGUUAGAUUCCCUAGAAGCUGCUUCAAUGCACAAUGGGAAAAUUGAUAGUGAAGACUCUGGAGAAAUUGUGCAGAUUCCUCUCAAUGAUUCUGAUGUACGAGAUUUGGAGUCCCAGCCUAUUGACAGUGAACAAAAUGCUGUGCCACUCUCAGAUGCUCCCCUGAUUGGUGCUCCAUUCCGGCUAAUAUCAUUUGUUUCUAAAUAUGUUAGUGGUGCUGACCUGGUUAACAACACUACUUAAAGCUCGGAGUCUUAACUUAGAUGCAUUUUUAAUUUAUUAUUCUUUUCUUUUUUUUCUUAAUAUACCUGGUAUACUUAUGAACUAGAGAUUAAAGAUGGGCCUAUAUUGGGCCCACUACAUUUGUUUUUGUACUGAUAAAUGUAUCUGCCAAGAGGGAAAAUACUAAUUUUAUAUUUUGUUUUAUCUUGUGGAUAAGAGUCAUCUUUGUUGCUCUUAUUCACACCAUUUUGGAAUAUAUUGGAUGGGUUAGUUGACCCAAGAGGAUUUAAUGGCUUGUAACAAACCAUCUUGGCUUUAAUUGUGAGAAUUAAUGAUUUUUCUAUAAA
Theobroma umbraticum is the source of this 1900-nucleotide messenger RNA. RefSeq names its product Mitochondrial ATP synthase D chain-related protein. Lineage: Eukaryota; Viridiplantae; Streptophyta; Magnoliopsida; Malvales; Malvaceae. The record is from RefSeq and is a predicted model, not a curated record.